Messenger RNA from Trypanosoma rangeli, 495 nucleotides. RefSeq lists its product as uncharacterized. The record is from RefSeq and is a predicted model, not a curated record. The transcript has a single exon. Lineage: Eukaryota; Euglenozoa; Kinetoplastea; Trypanosomatida; Trypanosomatidae. The coding region runs from base 1 to 495 and encodes 164 amino acids.
AUGUCUGAUGACGAUGAAGAUAUAAUCGUACUCCAAGUUUGUGCCAACAAACGGUGUUUGGGUAUUGAGGACCUCCAAUUCGAUGAGGAGAGUGGCGAAAUGUACUGUGUGAAUUGCCGUGAGUUGUAUGCCCGCACAGAGAAGGAAGGUUUCCGGCUGCUUUUAAACGAUGAGGAGCUGCCUGUUAUAGCCAUGAUUUUUAAUUGCUUUGACGGGGGCAAAGGGUACUGGACCUACAUGGACUUUGACCGGUUUCGGAACUAUACAGAACACUCCAAUGAGGCCGCUAUAGACGGCCACGAGGCCCUACGAGACUUCUUCAAGGAGGAGUAUGACAUUGAGAUUUCCAAGGGCGUAACAGGAGAGUACGUAAUACUCAAAGAGAAUUUGGAAGACAUGUAUGGAGGGUAUAUCUAUAAUAACACAAAUGCGCUUAAUGCAGACUGUGAUUUGUUAGAGGAAGCCGGGAUGAUCCACACGGAGACGCUGGAAUAA